This is a messenger RNA of Dioscorea cayenensis subsp. rotundata (Guinea yam), 2107 nucleotides long. RefSeq names its product protein ecdysoneless homolog. The coding region runs from base 38 to 1963 and encodes 641 amino acids. Gene Ontology annotation, cellular component: nucleus. The transcript has 5 exons. NCBI's taxonomy places the organism in Eukaryota, Viridiplantae, Streptophyta, Magnoliopsida, Dioscoreales, Dioscoreaceae. The record is from RefSeq and is a predicted model, not a curated record.
UGGCGGACUAAAACCCUACUGCUUUGAAGCUCCAACAAUGGCGACCUCUUCUUCAUCAUCUUCUCCGUUUCCUCUCCACCCUCAUCGCACCCCCGACGAUACCCUCUUCUUCUCCAUCUUCUCCGAUGAAUCCUCUGCGGCUUCCCUUCCUCCUCUUCACCUCCACAUCCUCCGCAUUCUCGCACCUUACCUCCAUGACUACCUUUGGCAUCAUGAUCCCUUCCUUAUCUCCAUUUCCCCCGUUCCCUGCGCCGUCUGUGGCUCCGGCGAUCUUCCUCACCUCCACGGCAAGCUCAGGUAUGGUGACAAUCUCGAGGACGAGUGGUUUGCCGUCUUCCUUCUCUUUGCGAUCACUCGUGAGAUCCCCUCCGUCUCUAUCCGGGUUUGGGACUCCGACGGUGAAUUCCUUCUCAUCGAGGCCGCCUACCAUCUCCCUCGAUGGCUCACCCCUGAUUCGUCUCCUAAUCGUGUAUUCAUCCGCUCAGGCCUUCUCCAUAUCAUCCCCAAAUCCUUCUCCCCCUCCACCCCAUCCCUCCCUGAUGCCCUCUCCGCUCUCCGUUCAUCCGAUGUAGAUACUGUCGCGCCGGAGCCUGUUCAGUCCGCCAUUGGCCGCCGCCUCUCCGGCUAUCCAGAGCGAGCGAGAGCAAACAUUCAUCGGGUUCGCGCUAGGGUUCCGUUGUCGGUGGCCCUUGUGUUAAAGCACGAACCUUGCUUGAUUUCCUUGGCCGUGGAGGCGUUCUAUGAUCGAGAUGUGGAUUCCAUGAAGCAUGCUGCGAAGAUGGAAAAGUUCUCGAGUUCGGAGAUGGUGCGAGUCAGUGUUAGGAUGACGAGGGCGAUGUAUGCCCAGCUUGUGCAGCAGGACUUCAGGGCGCCCAACGGGUAUCCAAUGGCACGGAGAGAAGAGGGGAAGGAAGUGUAUGCGGAGGCGGAGCUGGGUAUGAAGAUUGCUUGUGGGUUUGAGAUGAUGUAUCAGGUGAGGAGAUUGGCCGGCGAAGAAGGGAAGGGGGAGACUUGGGAGGUGUUCAAGAAGAGCUUGGAGAACAGUGGGUGCUUUGAUGGGUUGCUCCCUGGGUCGAAGGAGUAUAAGAGGAUUAUGGAUGGUGCCAUGGAGUGCUAUAGGAGUAGUUCUGCGUUCUUGCGAACAAGGGACAUCCUGUAUGCUCCAGUGCAACGCAUAGAUGAAAUUCUCUCUUCACCUCAUUCUGCUGAUGAUUUCAAAGUUACUGAGAUUCCUCCCAAUGAUGAUGAUUUGUGGUUCUAUAAUGGAGAGGAUGAGUUGAACUCUGUCAUUUUGGAAAGACAGAAAGAAAUGGAAUCUUAUGAAUCGGGCUGCAGAAAAAAUGGAAAAUCAAGACAACCUGAAGGGUCUAAUGAUUUCAAUCUUGGCAACAUAGCAGAAUCUAUGCAAGCAUUUGUCCAGAAAAUUUCAAGUUUUGAAGGGGCAGAGGUUCCUGAAAACAGAGACUCAAAAGCUGUGGAGCUUGAUUUUGGCCAGUUUAUGAAGGAGAUGGCAUCAGUUUUAGAACCUGUUAGUAACCAAGGAGCUGUUGAAGGACAUGAUUCUGAUGGAGGACAUUCCCCAUCAACUGAUAUGGAAUAUGAUGACUUUGAAUCCGGAAGUGAUCUUGAUGACCAACAUGGGGAUGGUGAAACCGAAGACUAUUUUAUGCAGACUUAUUCUGACGCUCUAAAUAAGGAACUAAAUGAAACCACACUAAACAAAAGCUUUGUCCGUGCACAAGAACAUACAGACAACAAUGUUCAGGGGACAUCCAGUGCUGCUGCUGCUGCUGCUGCUGCAAAGGAUUCAGAUGAGGAAUUAACCCCUGUUGAUGUGGAUAUAAACCUUGUACAAAGCUUCCUGGACUCCUUCGCUUCUCAGCAAGGCCUUCCAGGUCCAGCUUCCAACAUGCUUGGACUCAUGGGAUUAAAGGUCCCCCAACAAGAUCCUAAAGAGCAGUGAUUCCAUUCUACCAGCAAAUGUAUUACAUGCAAAUGUAUAUAUAUUUAUAUGACCUGUGUCAUGAUAUGCAAUUUUUUGUUUCCCCAAAGCCCCUAAUUCAAAUGAAAAAAAAAAUGUGAAUGAACUUGUUUCUGCAUUCUGCUA